Molecule: messenger RNA, 6100 nt
Organism: Astyanax mexicanus (Mexican tetra)
Lineage: Eukaryota; Metazoa; Chordata; Actinopteri; Characiformes; Acestrorhamphidae
Product: helicase with zinc finger domain 2
Exons: 14
Coding region: 1106-5854 (1582 amino acids)
Molecular function (GO): RNA nuclease activity; 5'-3' DNA helicase activity; RNA binding
Source: RefSeq, a predicted model, not a curated record
UAAAGGGAGUAUUGGCAAAACUGGUUAUAAUGUUUAUGUUAAGGCGGCGGGAGGUGGUGUCUGCAGCUGCUGAAAGUAACUAAUAAAGUAACUUGUAAAGUAACUUAGUUACUUUUAAAAUCAAGUAAUCCAUAAAGUAACUAAGUUACUUUUUAAAGGAGUAAUCAGUAAUCAGUAAUCGGAUUACUUUUUCAAAGUAACUAUACCAUCACUGGGCAUGACCUAUGCUUUUUUCCCCUUAGAUUACUUUUAUUAAUAUUUACUAAUACUUUAAGUAGUUGAGAAACCAGUACUUUUACAUUUUUACUUGAGUAAAAAGCCUGAGUUGAUAUUUCAGCUGAAGUUUUUUUAACCCUAGUAUUUAUACUUCUACCUGAGUAUUGAAUAGGAAUAGUUUUAAUACCUUUGCAUGGCUGUACAUGUGUGAAUGUGUGUGUGUGUGUGUGUUCUCGGCUCUGUAAAAGGAGUGAAUUUGGUAACAUAAUUAAUUUACUUUUAAAAAAUACCUACAUUAAUGGCAUUACAAGAUGAAUCGCAUGCGUUGAUGCAUUGCUGUUGAGAGCACUACUGGAAACGACUAGUCUUGCAACCCUCUAUUAUUAGAGCUAACACUUAUUUUUUAAUGAAAUAAAAAUUUUAAAGGAAAGAGGAACAUACCAGCAUUACUACAGAUUAACAUAAUCUACUGUUUCUCUUCUGAAGAAUCCUCAGCAUUAAUCAGACGUCCUGACGCAUCUGCUGACGUCCUGCUGCUAAAGAAAAGGGCAUGGAGUUUUCCUGCAGACGGUGAGGGUGAAGUGGAUGUGGCACAUUCCUCAUAAACUGGGUGGAGUGAAGUCAUAGAAACAGUGUGUGAGGGAGUGAAGCAGCAUAUUUUCUACAGAGACAGUCCGUGUAGAGGAGUACAUGUGGAAGUUCCAACUGAUCCAAAACAUUAGCAUUUUUUAUUUACAGCAGACAUGGGGGAUUAACUGUACACCGAUGCCAGUGAUCCAUUUCAUCUAUCGUAGUGUUUCCUGCUACAGCCUGAUGACUUGUUUAGGUUGAGCACUUCAUAUUUUUUUUUUGUUGAUUGUACCCACAACUGGUUGGCCACGCUGAAGAUAUGGAGCUCUCCAUGCAGCAGUCACUGAAGAAGAACCAAUCUACAGAGAUGACCACUAAAAUCUCACAAUUCCACCAUUUCCUGUUUAAACAGUCAAGCCCGGGCUUUCAGUGGGAGUCCCAACCUAACCAAGAUGUCAGUCCAGGAGAUAUGCAAGAUCUCCUGACGACCAACCCACACGAGUUCAAACACUGCAAACUUAACAUGAUAAGACAUGACCUAGCACAUGCCAAACCUUUUAAAGAGCCAACCCUUUCAAUCAGCAUUACUGGAAGAGAUAAUAUAGGCAGAUCUUUACCUGGUGAUGAGGUCUGUGUUCAGAUCUUGAGCAGAGAACCUCAGGCAGAUGGAGGCAACCUGCUGACAGGGAAGGUUGUAGGACUGAUGCAUAGAGAUGAGGAAAGCUGUAACUUUAUCUGUAGGAUGGAAGGAAACAAACAGCUUGCGACACCCAUCAAUAACAACAUGACCUGGAUAUAUGUGGUUCAAAAAAAAGCAAACAAAAUAGAUGUCCGUAAGGUCCAGCCCAACAGUGACCAGUGGGUUACGGACAAAUUCAUAGAUAAAGAUGAUGAUCAGCUAUUAGUCGUCAAGGUGCUAAAAUGGGAAAAGCAUUGUACGUUUCCUCUUGGAGUGGUUACCAAGGUUCUUUCACAGAAGGAUUAUCUGGAUGAAAUGUUUCUGAAACUUUCUAAAGGGUUUGGUAAGGAAGACAACCCUACCUUGUCACCUCAACCCAAAGAUGAUGAAGAACAAGAUGAUAAAGACAGGCGGGAUUUUUGUGAAGAAAAAACAUUUACCAUUGAUCCCAGGGAUGCACAAGACUUGGAUGAUGCCAUCAGUGUGAUUGACAAAGGAGAAAACUAUGAGAUUGCUGUCCAUAUCACAGAUGUUGCAAGUUAUGUGAGCAAAGACAGUGAGGAGGAUGAAACUGCAAAACAGAAAGGCAGAACGAUAUACACUCGUCCCACCACAGAGGAAAAGGAAACCAUAUUCAUGAUCUCCAGGAAGCUGAGCUCUAAGAAACUGAGUUUAAUUCCUCAUCAGGAACGAAAGACCGUGUCACUGGUGUUAGGUAUUAGUAAAUCCAACAACACCAUAUUAUCCCGCUCUCUCACUCUCUCUCGUGUCAGGUCUCAGUUGCGUCUGUCAUAUGAGAAGGCAGACAGGAUCAUCCUCGAAAGAUGGUCACAGCCUCUGAGCUUCUCUAGUGAAAACGACUGUGUUGUCAUUGCCUGUCGUUUUGCCGAAGAGCACAGGAAGGGCAGGUUGGAGGGGGGCUGGAGUUCUGGACAGUGGUCAGAAAAGAGCAGGGCCCAGUGCAUGGUGGAGGAGCUAAUGAACCUCUACAACAGUGCAGUUGCAGAAUUUCUCAUCUCAAAUGACAUAACAAGAGAUCUCACCCCACUGAGAUGCCACCAGAAACCAGACCAUAAAGAUUUUGAGGAGUUUAAAGCCAAAUAUUCUUUUCUUCUCCCCAUGUCUCCUUACUUAUCACAUGUCUGUGAAGUUGAAGGUGUUCAAGAGGUAGAUGAACCCACUGAAGUUUGGUCAGGAGAAGAUGAAAUCAUUCAGGAAGAAGAUGGUGAGCCACUCAUCUUCUUCACAUCUGUAAUACAAAAAAUGAAAGCUCUGGCAGAAUCCAGAGACUAUCACACACUGGCAAAACUGAUCAUUUCAGACGACAUCCAUCCUUCACUGCGUCCAAUGGCAAAGGAGUUUCAGGACCUUCAAAAGAAGGCAGAGAUUUUGAGAUCUUGCACAUCCUUGCAGUCAAGGUUGGGACACUUCCAAUUGCAACUCAAUGCAUACACUUGCGCUUCUUCCCCCAUGAGACGCUACCUUGACCUGAUUCUUCAGAGACUUCUUCACAGUGUGCUCAGAGACGAGAAGGUGGACUACACAAAGUCAGAGAUUGAUCAGUUCUGUGACUCCAGUGUACAGCAGUUGGACUCUCUAAAAAAUUACGACCUCCUAGUUUCAAAAUUCAACACUGUUUCUAAAUUUCGUUCCACAGUUGUGACCAAACUCGCAGUAGUAGACCAGCUUUCCUUAAGGGAACAUAAAUUUGAGAUUUCACUUCCAUUUGAACAAAUGUCUGGGGACUUAACCAUCAUGUACAGACACCUAAAAGUUGUUGAGCAACCAGAGUGCAACCAUGACAAGAAAUCCAUUACACUACACUGGAAGAGAAGAGUGUAUUCAUUCAGUGAUGCUUUAAAAAUCAAGCCUCAGUCUAAGUUCAAUGAAAAUGUGACCCUAAUCACAGGUAGUAAGUGGAGACAAAUUACAUCUGCAGUUAAAGCUGAAGACUGGAAGAAGGUCAGAGUGUGCCUUGAACAUGUAAAAAAAACAGCAGCAAAUAGAAAAGACGAAAGACAGCAGAAAGUGACAAGUUCACAAGAGCACUUCAAGGAGUGUUACAUGGAACUCAAGUUAGGAGAAGUGCUGCAAGUGCAGGUUGGGACAGAUAUCAUAGACAGGAUGACCACACCAACGGUGAAGCUCCUCUACAUCAACCCAUUCUUUGAAGUGUGUUUGGAACAUGCAAGGAACCCGACCAUGUGCUUUUCCAGAGAUGUGUGCGACUCAUCAAAGUCAGUGUACCAGGAUUAUAAAGAGUACCAGAAGAUCUGGAGAAGGCUGUGUCAGAUGGACACGGCUUACAAUGCUGUGGAAGAAAAUAACAGCGUAAUCCUUCAAGAUGUGGAAAUAACCUGGACCCCACAAGACAAGAAGAACGAGGAAAACCUCAAGGGUUUCUUCCAAAUGACUCAGACACAGAAGAAAGAAUGGCAUCUGGAAUUUGAUCUGACAAACUGCUUUCUUUGUAUCCGGUGGAAGGGUCAACAUUUGGGGAAAGAGGAAGUGAAACAAAAAAAACAUCACAAUGGCUCUGGAUUUCCUGACUUGGAGGAUCCACUACCAAUCACAUGGGUCGCUCACGGUGUGGCCUUCAAAUCCAAAAAAGAAGAGGACGAAGAGGAAAACAAUAAACAAUCACACAACAUCAAAAUCCAAUUUCAAAUAAACCAUCAGAGUAUGACUGCCAAUCCAAAGGAAAUCUUUGACACGGGAACCAAGUUCACAGUAGAAGUAAUCCCCAAAAAAAUUCCAUAUAUGCUAAGAGAAAAUGCUGUGGCCAAAAUAAAACACGCUAAUGAUCUGGUGAAAAGCAUUGCCAUUGGGAACAUAUCCAAUGAACCUCUCAAAAGUGAUCACCUACCUUCAGAGGAUCACCAGACCCUGACUCUGCCACCGCUGAAUAAAAGUCAGAACAGAGCUGUGCAAAAGGCUUUGCAAAAUCCCUUCACUGUGAUCCAAGGACCACCAGGUACUGGCAAAACUGUGGUUGGGCUUCAUAUUACCUAUCAGUUCUACCUGAAAAACAAAACAUGCCAAAAACACAUGCCAAAAAAACAGAAAGAAGAACCAAAGAAGCGUGCCAUCCUGUACUGCGGGCCCUCCAACAAGGCGGUGGAUAUUGUGGCAGAACAGCUGAUGAACCUCAGAGGAGUCCUUAAACCUCUACGCAUUUACUGUGAUCAGAUGGAGAUGCGGGAAUUCCCUUACCCUGGCAGUGACCUUAAGCUCUGUCGCAAAUCUCUUCGUGAUGAAAAGCCCAAGAAAAAACUCAGGGACAUUACACUGAUGUACCUGAUACGAGAACCCGAAAACCCUUUCUCGGAGGAGAUCAAAAAACUUGAAAAAAUUGAAAAUGAACCGGAAUUUGACUAUGAAAGUUACAGAAAAGUACUGAAGCAGGCUCAGAGUUAUGAGCUCAGGAAGCAUGAUGUUAUCCUGUGCACCUGCUCGACUGCACUGAACCCAAACCUCAUCAAGACCAUGGACUUUCGACAGAUCCUCAUAGAUGAAUGCGCCAUGGCCACGGAGCCUGAGGCCUUCAUCCCACUGGUCUCUCAUAAACCUGAGCAGAUCGUGCUCCUUGGCGACCAUAAGCAGGUUCGGCCAAUCGUAGGCUGUGCUCGGGUGAAGGAGCUGGGCAUGCAGACCUCUCUGUUUGAACGAUAUAUGAAGGAGGCAGUGAUGUUGGACACACAGUACAGAAUGCAUGAGAGUAUCUGUGAGUUUCCCUCUAAUGAGUUUUACAAUGGCAAGCUGAGAACUGGAGCUCAGCGAGGACCUUGCCGCCUGCUGAACAACAAGAACAAUCCGACAGCCAUCCUGUUCGCUCACGUCCAGGGAGAGGAGGUCAGUCUGAUCGUUUCAACGCCGACCGGCAACGAAAACUCUGUGUCCAAUAAACUCGAGGCAGAGCAAGCGGUCCGUGUUGCUGAUUUGUUGGUUCGUCAGUCUGGUGUGAAACCAGAAGACAUAGCCAUCCUGACUCCCUACAAUGCACAGGUGUGUACAAUCAAACAGCUGCUGGAGAAAAAGAGUGAGAAGAGGGAAGACAUGCAGGGGGUCACGGUCUGCACCAUCAUGAAGAGCCAAGGGAGUGAGUGGCCGUAUGUGAUAGUCUCCACAGUUCGCUCUUGUCCUCUGUCUGAGAUUAAAAGCAGUAAGAACAAAGGGAGGAUGGGGAAGAAACUCGGGUUCAUUACGGACCCCAACCAGGUCAACGUCGCCAUCACACGUGCACAGGAUGGACUCUGCAUUCUGGGUAAUCGUCAGCUGUUGGAGUCCAGCCAGCUCUGGAAGAAACUGGUGUCUCAUUAUGAAAGACAGAACUGUGUGGUGAAUUCAGCUGAAAAUAUAAAAGUUGACAAUGUCAAGCACAGACAUUGACUAGUGUACUCAUUUCUGUGCUUAUGUAAAGGAAUAUAUAUUUUGUAUCUAACCAUAUAUAUAUUUUAUAUAAUUUUUUUCUAAUCUAUUUUAUUAUUCAAGGACAUAACAUGCAGUAUAAAUCAAAUGUUUGUGAGCCCCUUCCAUAAAAAUACAGCCAUCACUGUAACACCUGAGCAAAUGCACAAAUACAGCUUGUAGAGAAGUACUGCCUUCCAAUAAAGAUGAACCUAUUUGCUCCAUCCA